Molecule: messenger RNA, 2241 nt
Organism: Coniophora puteana RWD-64-598 SS2
Lineage: Eukaryota; Fungi; Basidiomycota; Agaricomycetes; Boletales; Coniophoraceae
Exons: 16
Coding region: 24-2084 (686 amino acids)
Biological process (GO): transmembrane transport
Cellular component (GO): membrane
Molecular function (GO): ATP hydrolysis activity; ATP binding; ABC-type oligopeptide transporter activity
Source: RefSeq, a predicted model, not a curated record
CUCAUGCCAGCCUGCUCAUAGCAAUGCUCGGUAUUUAUGUUUCGUCUCUGGCGAGGUCCCACUUGCUUGCGUCGUGUCGUGCUUUGCGCACCAGCCCUCUGACUCGGCGUUCGGUCACAACCCUCGCAAGCCCACGGUCGCCAAAUCCUUUUGGCCCCCAAGCGUCGUUCUUUUUCAACAACAAGCUAUACUCUACCCAAACACAAAGGUCAACAUCUCCAGCCACACCCCAGACGCCAAAGAACACAUCCAUACUUUCACGAAUCCUCCCCUCUACAUUCCGUUCUGCAUCCGCCAGCACCAGCAAUGCCUCCUCCUUUCGCAAGGUCGUCGCGCUUGCAAGGCCUGAGCGGAAAGACCUCACGAUAGCCGUCGGCCUGCUUCUCGUCUCCUCAACCGUGGCGAUGAGCAUACCGUUCACGAUUGGAAAGCUCAUUGACUUCUUCUCGUCUCCUAAUCCGCAAAUACCCUACGAUCUUUCACUCGCUCAGGCGUCUGCGAUACUCUUUGUUCUGUUUACCACUGGUGCGGUUUGCAAUGCUGGGAGGGCGUUCUUGAUGCGGAUGUCAGGCCAACGAAUAGUCGCCCGUCUGAGAGAACGUACUUAUGCUGCAGCCCUGCGGCAGGAGGUCGAGUUCGUGGAAAAGGGCGAGGGUGAUGUCCUCAGCAGGCUGAGCGCGGAUUCGAGUAUUGUCGGAGAGAGCGUCACGAACAACCUCUCAGAUGGUCUCAGGGCAUCCGUCAUGUCUAUUGCGGGGCUGGGCGCAAUGUUCUACAUCUCUCCGCAGCUGACCCUCCUUAUGCUUGGCAUCGUGCCGCCUGUUUCUUUGGGAGCUUGGUUCUAUGGUCGCUAUCUGAGGCGUUUGUCAAAUAAAACUCAAGAGGCGCUAGGAGAAAUGACAAAGGUUGCCCAAGAGUCAUUGUCAGCCCUCCGGACCGUGCAAGCGUACAAUGCCGCCCCGCAGGAAGAAAAGAAGUUCCACAGCAAGGUUACGGAGGUCCUGAAGCUAGCACGCAAGGAAGCCAUCGCGAGCGGGAUAUUCUUCGGAAGUACGGGUUGGAGUGGUAACCUAACGAUGCUUGGCCUGCUCGGAUACGGCGGCUCGCUCGUUUCAGAAGGCAUGAUUACGGUCGGCAACCUGACAAGUCUAUUGCUCUACACCGUCUACGUAGGCAGCGGCCUUCAGAUGCUAACGACGUUCUUCUCUUCGAUCAUGCGUGGCAUUGGCGCCGGUACCCGAAUCUUCGAGCUCCUUGAUCGGGAACCCGUCAUCCGCCCGGAUACCGGUGUCCCACUUGAUCCUUCCAGACGCGGCACGGUGCGGUUUGAGAACGUUUCGUUUGAGUAUCCUACUCGUAAGGAAGUCCAAAUUUUGGACAAUUUUAAUCUGGAGAUUGGAGUUGGUGAGAGUGUUGCUAUCGUUGGAAAGAGCGGCGGAGGCAAGUCAUCGGUCCAGUCUCUUCUGCUGCGGUACUACGAUCCAGUGAAGGGUACGAUUACCUUCGAUGGGCAAGAUAUCCGGGAGUUCACGCCGUCUUCAUGGCGCCAUAUUAUUGGUAUAGUGCCCCAGGACCCGAUUCUGUUCACAGGCACCAUUGCCUCCAACAUUGCGUACGGUAAUGAACACGCAACACGGGAGAUGAUUGAGGCUGCAGCGCGGGAGGCAAACUGCGAGUUCAUCUGGGGGAUGCCGAAGGGCUUUGACACUGAAAUUGGACGUAUGAGUCUUAGCGGUGGCCAACGCCAGCGGCUUGCGAUCGCGCGUGCAUUACUGAAGAAGCCGGCGAUACUUGCUCUGGAUGAGGCAACAAGCUCUCUCGAUGCAACCUCAGAGCACCGGGUUAACGACGCCAUCGACAAGAUUCUGAUGGGCCGCCAGACGACUUGUAUUAUUGUGGCUCACCGGCUCUCUACAAUUGCGAGAUCUGAACGCAUCGUCGUGCUAGAAGAUGGGCGGAUUACAGAGUCUGGAACAUAUCGUCAGCUAGUGGCAAAUAAGAACUCGCGCUUCAGAGCAUUGAUGGCCGCCCAGCUUAACGCUGCCGCCACAGGCGAUGAAGAAGUACGUCUUCCGAGCCCUUGAUCAGCUUCUCAUACUUAGACUUGACGUCGACACAUUAUCUAAUCUUCUCUGCAGCAGCCCACCGCUCAAUUAUCGUAAUCACUUGCUAACGACUAUAGAACAAUCAUAUUUAUAGAUAUUGUUUGCUUGAAUUAAUGAGCUAUAUCACAUAUCCGAU